Trichomonas vaginalis G3 is the source of this 483-nucleotide messenger RNA. Its product is annotated as RNA polymerase II transcription regulator recruiting protein. The transcript has a single exon. Lineage: Eukaryota; Parabasalia; Trichomonadida; Trichomonadidae. Bases 1 to 483 code for a protein of 160 amino acids. The record is from RefSeq and is a predicted model, not a curated record.
AUGUCUGAUUGCAAAUACAUGCUCCCACCAAUCGAAUCCCUCAUGCCAGCAAUGGGUAACUUCCAGCCAUUCAUCAUCAUCCCACAGCAGCCAGUCCAUUCAGAUCCGGUUGAAGUUCCAAAGACUUCAAAGAAGAUGAAAUUUACACCAGAAGAAGAUAAAAGACUUUGCUCUCUCAUCAGACAGUACGGUUCCAAUGAUUGGAUCCACAUCUCUGAGAUGAUGAAGACAAGAAACCCAAGACAAUGCAGAGAAAGAUGGAACAAUUAUCUUAAUCCAAACUUAAGAGACGAUCCAUGGACAAUUGAAGAAGACAAGCUCCUCAUCGCUAAGUACAGACAGUUCGGAACACACUGGUCUAAGAUUUCAAAAUUCUUCGCACACAGAUCAGACAACGCCAUCAGAAACAGAUGGCAGAUGCUUCUUAGACAAUCUGAACGCCGUUAUCUGAGCUCAUCCUCUUCUUCAAUGUCUGAUGCAUAA